Corythoichthys intestinalis (scribbled pipefish) is the source of this 2536-nucleotide messenger RNA. Its product is annotated as heparan sulfate glucosamine 3-O-sulfotransferase 3A1-like. The transcript is spliced from 2 exons. The record is from RefSeq and is a predicted model, not a curated record. NCBI's taxonomy places the organism in Eukaryota, Metazoa, Chordata, Actinopteri, Syngnathiformes, Syngnathidae. Gene Ontology annotation, molecular function: [heparan sulfate]-glucosamine 3-sulfotransferase activity. Bases 86 to 1249 code for a protein of 387 amino acids.
CUUCGCGCGGCAAGUAUUUUGUGGACGAAUUUAUCGAUGUCUUCAUGGCAACGAUGCGACUCGGCGAUGCGCACCGCCGUCUAGCAUGGCGAUGCCCCCCGCAGCGACCACCCAGGGAUGGUGCUCGCCGAUAAAACGUGAACCCAAGUCCCGGAGAUUGGCGCUCAUGCUAGGCUCGCUGCUCACAGCUCUCCUCCUGCUGCUGAUUCACUGCCUGGCCAACACGCCGCGUGCCACUUCCCGCCGGGCAGCGGCGGAGGAACAGGAGUUCAACUCCCGGAGGAGGCUCGAGUGGACCGGUGAGGAGGAAGCGGCGGGGUACCCGGCUUUUAGGCACUACUCAGGGGCGCUCACCGACAAGCUGUCGGUGCUGAAAGCACCGCAUGAAAGGGAGGAGACUGCUGGCAUCCUACCGGUGGGCAGGAAGGUGCCACCGAGGCUCGCAGGUAGACUCAGCCCCCUCGGGGAGGGCACCAAGAAGCUUCCCCAGGCGCUCAUAGUCGGCGUGAAGAAGGGUGGCACUCGGGCUUUACUAGAGUUUCUAAGGAUCCAUCCAGAUAUCAGAGCCGCUGGGGCAGAGCCGCACUUCUUCGACCGAAACUAUGACAAAGGCCUGUUAUGGUACAGGGAUUUGAUGCCCAAUACCUUGGAGGGCCAGAUUACCAUGGAGAAGACCCACAGCUACUUUGUGACCAAAGAGGCGCCUGCCCGCAUCUCAGCCAUGUCACGGGACACCAAGUUGAUCGUAGUAGUGCGUGACCCUGUCACCCGGGCCAUCUCGGACUAUACCCAGACACUGUCAAAGAAGCCGGAUAUUCCAUCCUUCGAGAGCCUAACUUUUAAAAACAGGACGACGGGCCUCAUCGAAACGUCGUGGAGCGCCAUCCAGAUUGGCAUCUAUGCCAAACACCUGGACAACUGGCUGCAACACUUUCCUAUGAAGCAGAUCCUGAUCGUGAGCGGCGAGCGACUCAUCAGUGACCCGGCCGGCGAGCUGAGCCGUGUGCAAAAUUUCCUGGGCCUCAAGAGCAUCAUCACUGACAAACACUUCUACUUUAACCAGACCAAGGGGUUCCCGUGCCUCAAAAAAGCCGAGGGCAGCAGUAAGCCCCACUGUCUUGGCAAAACCAAAGGGCGCACCCACCCCGAGAUCCGCCCCGAAGUGGUGCGCCGCCUCAGAGCUUUCUACCGACCUCUAAACAUGAAGUUCUACCAGAUGACGGCACACAACUUUGGCUGGGAUGACUGAAUGUAGCAAGACAUGACUUGCCUCAGUAUGGGUGGACUAUCAGGGAAAAUAAUGAGGGAAUUACAGUACAAUCGCACUUACCGACUUAAGUUCUAUUUUCUUUAUUUUGAAGGAAUCAGCUGAAGCUGAAUGUUAAAUGGAUCCACGAGUAUAAAGACUUGUAGGCUCUAAUAAGCCACAAUUGUUCCCUUAUACAAAAAUAAGUUACUAUAAAACACAUAAAAUACUGCCAUUGAUUUAAAAAUCGAUAAUCUUUAGUACAUGUUUUGACCUAAGGAGGGCGCCAUGUUUUACGCGCGCAAUGCACACUGAAGGUGUUGACGCGGUUGGAGGGUGCUGGGAGAAUAGCUGUGUUUCAUACUAGCAAAGCUACUAUGACGACCGGCAUGAUUUUGUUACAUUCUGUUGCUGGUCAGAUUGUUUUCUUACAGAGUUGUGGGAUGACAUCGUACCUGCAUGCAAUUCCAGCUCAUCAGCAGGGUACAGUAUUAGACCGAUCCUAGGCAGGUUGCCGAGAUAUUGACUUGCUGCCAUUUGACAAUUUGUAUUUUCGAGCCCUUCAUGUCUAGUUGCCUCCUUGCCGUGGUGUUUAAGUUUUAUUGUGCUGUGAUGCACUGGCUAGCUGCAAAAAUAAUCAAGCUGCUGUGUUUCCCUGUAUAUAUGUAAAGCACACAACAGCUCUGGAUGCUAACAAUCUCGAUAAUUAUAUUGGAGUAAGUAAUCACACAAUAGUUUACCGUGAAGAUCUGCAAACGAAAACUGUUCUUGACAGCAAUACUCUCCCGCUCCGUCACUAGAGCAGGAGGGUGUUUGCUGUCACUGUCACGAGACUUAGUACAUGAACACUACCGGUUUUGUCCUACUCUCCUCUCAUCCGUCUUUCCUGUUCAGUUUGCUUUUGCUGCUUGUUUUGUGAAAUAUCGACAGUGCUUUUCUGCUCAUUAAUGUUCGACUUGGGUUCAAAUUGAAAGGGCUGAACCGAUGACAUGUUUAUGUCGCUAAGGAGUCAUACCCUGAAAGCCCGGCAGCGCCACCUGUUUACGUCACUGCCAAGGUUGCAUUGCGACGUCAACAACAAUGGCGACCUACUAGUUGAAAACGUAAAACGUAAAGAGGGUUUUAAUAUCAAAUUAUUAUAACUCAUACUAACAUUUAUAUUUUAAGAGCUACAAGUCUUUAUAUCCGUGGAUCUCAAAAUAUUUAGAUCUUGAUUUCUUGAGUCAAUUCAAGUUAGCUUUACAUAUUGGACAAAAAAAUCGAACUGAAUAUACAAUCUAUAAUACAGUA